AUGGAUGCUAUAUCCCAAUUCCAACGUAUACCUUUAACGAAACAGAAAGAUUUUAGUUGGGUAUUCUUAGUUGACUGGAUCCUCAUUCUUAUAGUAACAUUAUUUGUUAUAUUCUACCUCAGUAGGACUUUAGCCUAUGGAAUAAGUUUUAUACUGGAGUGGUUUCUGUGGAAGCGAUCAAACGUCAAAAUCAAUAUUGAAUCGAUUAGGAUCUCCCCGUUAGGUGGUAGAGUGUUUUUCAAAAACGUUGUCAUUAUACAUCAAGAUUAUACGAUCUCAUUUUUAGAGGCAAAUGUUACAUGGAGGUAUUGGCUUUUAAAUGUAAGAAAGUCAGGAUACGAUACACCUGAGUUGCCAGACAAAGCUUCAGCAAACAGUGUGAAACUGCCGUGUCGUUUUUUUCUAGAGUUUGAAGGAUUGGAAAUUUUCGUUUACAAUAGAGGGGUAGCUUAUGAUAAUAUUAUUGGACAGUUUAGUAAAGAAGAGAGAAACCAAUUCGAAAAGUUUCUAAAUGAGCAAGUUUUUACAGACUCUAAGGCAGAGGUGAGUAACAGCGAGAGUAAUUCUGAGGAAGAUACUUUUGAAUCGGCAGGAACGUUUAAAUCUGAUUCAUCUACCACAAAUGACAGAGUUUUUCAAGAAGAGCUGUCAGAACGGCCUCAAUUUCUAGAUUUUCUCCCAAUUGAUUUCAAAGUAUCCCACGGUUCUUUAAUUAUCGGGAAUAAGUUCACUCCUUCCUUAAUGAUUGGAAGUUGCUCGAGCUGCACAGGGAUGAUUGAUGUUUGUCAACCCAGUGAGAAGCUAGAUCUUUAUAAGCUAAGAUUUCUUUUAGAUUUCAAGACGUUUGCGAUAGAUAUUAAACAAAAUAUUGGCUUUAAUGAAGAGUUCUCAAUGAAAUUUAAAAUCGACCGUAAUAGAGUUUCAAAAAUGUGGCAACAGUUUAAUAAGGUUCUUCUUACAUGUUAUUCGCACAUGAAGUUAUCACAUCUUAGAAGCAACAAGGUUUCUGAAGAGGAUCCCUUUUAUGAAAAAUGGCGUGGAUUAUCGUUAUACAGAGGAACAAUUUUCGGUAAAAGCAAUGAUGACAUUAAUGAUAUCGAUUUCGAUUUUGCUAAUCAUGAGUAUGCAAAAUUUAGUAGUAUUGUGAGAACGCCCCAGGCUAUUUUCACUUUUGAAUGUGACAUCCCAGGCAUUGUACCGCAUGGUGCUCACCCAACUUUAACGGCAACAGAUGGUCCAGAUGUUGGUAAUAGCGGAGCCCCCCCAGAAUUCUCCCUAGAGAUUCAAAUAUCGGGCGGCUCGAUUUGUUUUGGUCCUUGGGCACAACGUCAACUUAACUCGCUAAUCAGAUUACUGUCACCCAUAGCCUCCAGAAAUGCAAAACCUACGAAAAGACUAACACCUGGUUGCACAAGAAUCUAUACACAGUUUAAAACAACGAUAUCCACCACGGAGGAAACGACGUGGAGGAUUCCAACCAGAGAAUCGAGCAAAGAUCCUGAAUUUUUACAACAUUAUAGAGAAACAAAUGAAGAAUACAGACCUUUCGGUUGGAUCGACUUGAAAUUUUCAAAGGAUACCUACAUCUGUUCCACAGUUGCUCAAUGUCCUACAAAGGAAGGCUUCAAAAAUACGCUAGAUAUACAUUUGGGAGAUAACGAAAUUAGAUCAAGUGUUAACCAUGAUAUAUUAUUAAAGUGCAAAUCGUUCAAUUUUGUUAUGGAUAUAGGAUUCCCACUAGGCUGGAAUGAAGAAGCAACUUGGACUAUCGAUUUAGAGUCUACUCAGUUAGAAGCAUUUAUUUUACGGGAACAUAUCACACUAAUAGCAGAUACUUUGACAGACUUUUCAUCCGGGGAACCGACUCCUUAUGAAUUAUUUCGCCCAUUUGUUUAUAGAAUCAAUUGGAAAAUCAAUGGGUAUUCACUUUACUUGAACGUCAAUGAUCAUAAUAUUGUUAACAACCCUUUAGAUUUUAAUGAGAACUGUUAUCUAUCCUUCCAUGGUGAUAUUCUACAAAUUGACUUAGUCGUUCCAAAGAGAGAAGUAUCUGCGGGAUUUACCGAGGUAUCUUAUACAAUAUACACUCCAAUGUUCCGACUUGUGUUAAAUACACCACCUUGGAAUACUUUGAAUGAAUUCAUGAAAAAUAAAGAAGUCGGAAGAUCGCACGACUUCAAAAUAACAGGAUCUUAUCUUAUAUAUUCCGAGUUAGACAUAGAUAAUGUCGAUACUAUCAUUAUCGAAUGCUCAAGCCAGAGUACAGUACUGCAAUGUUAUGGUUUUGUUAUCCGUUAUCUGACCAAUGUCAAGAUGAAUUAUUUUGGUGAUUUUUUCCAUUUUGUUACUUCUGAAGAAUAUACAGGUGAAAUUAGGGCAAACGAAGUUCAGAACCAAUUUACCGAUAGGCAAUUAUACGAAGACAAAGCAUCGUUAUCUUCAUACGAAUCAAUAGAGACGAGCAGUGUCAGGAAAGAACAAACCGGAGACUCAAAAAUCAAAAGAUCCGACCUUAAGCGUGCUACGAAUGAAACUGAUUUAUGGUUUACAUUCACUGUGUGGGAAGGUGCGAUAUUACUGCCAGAGACAAUAUAUAAUUGUGAUCCAUGUAUUGGACUACAUUUUGGAGAACUUCUAAUCGAUUUCAGAAGUUGUAAUUAUUAUAUGGACCUACUAGCAAGUAUGAAUGAUAUAAGUCUUAGGCGCUAUAUCGGCAAACAACAGAAUGAAAUAUACGAGUCAGUUCGGCAAGAUAAUGGGUGUGGUAAUAAAAAAUAUGGAUCUUUAAGUGACAUGGUAAUACAUGCGCACAGGAUGUAUGGUUUGCCGCCAUUAGAACCUACUUACUUUUGUCAGUGGGAUUUUUCAUUAGGCACCUUAGAUUUAAACUGUGAUAUUUCAUUUUUGGAGGGCUUUAUAACGUCUUUCAACAAGAUCAGCUUUGGGUUAGUCGAUCUAGAAAAUAUACUACUGUACGAAAAGGAGGUCAUCGAUGAUAUGACAUCACUUACUGUAGAUGUGAAAAAGAUCUCAAUUAUGAUAAGGGAAUCAGAAAUGGACACUUUUCUACUUUGUACUGCUGAAGAGCUUUAUUUUAGUAAUAUAAACUUUGAAAAUGAAAAAUAUUGUACAAGGCUAGACUUAAGAAUCCCAAUCUUUAACCUUUUCAUGUAUACUAUGAAUGGGGCUAAGAAGGAGAAACUAUUUGAGUUUGAAACGAAAGUCAACCUGAGCAAUUUUGAAAAACCUAAUGAUAUUGCUACACAUAAAUCAAAACAGCAAGAGUAUAUAACGCUACAUGAUGCCCCUUAUCAUCGAUGUGCAUUUAUAUUACCGCCAUCGUUGCAGGAUUCUGAAAUCUAUCAAGACUUAUUUGGCUCUAUUGCUCCGUCUUCAUCAUUACCACCUCUACCAAUCCCUUUACUUCCAGCCACCAUUGAUUAUAUAGUCGAUGAUCUUCUGGGUUGUUUCCCUGAGAUAUUAGAAAGUGAGAACCCGUUCAGGAUUCCGUUUAGCCCAGCUACCAGUCCAAAAUUGGGGAAUCCUUUUGAAGGUUCCGAUACUGAGAGCGAUGAAGAACUUGAUCCCUUGGAGUUCAAAACAGAAACAUCGGGGGAUUCAGAAACCUUCGCUUCUGAUAAUUUUGUAAUAGAUAUCAGUUAUUGCUCCCUAAGUAUCAAUCCACGUCUUUGGAGCUAUUUAGACAAUUGUCGAGAGCAUUUUUGCUCCCAAGAUAUUGUACAAAUCCUUGAUGAUAUUGAAAUCGGCAUUGUGAAUCACUUAAGCGAUUUGCAAGAGGGAAUAGAAACUGCUCGGAAUAUUAAGCUUCAAAUUUUAUACCUGGAUCUCUUUUGGGGAGACCGGCAGAAUGCCGGUAUAAGCUUAUAUCUUGAUAGGAUUGACCUUGAAAUGUGUCAAAAGAUGCUCGAAGAAAAUAAUGAAACAAAGAUAACAGAAGUUACAUUUCUAAACAAGAUUCGUUCUGUUAGAGCGACUAUUAAUGAAGCAUCAUCGGUUGGUAAAGCUGACGAACGACCACCUGCUUUAUCAUUAGUUAUAGAGGGGUCCGAAAUAUGGUCCUGUAUAACCAAUGCUCAAGUAAACUCACUUAAUAUUUUAUCGGCUGAUAUUACUAUAGAUGAAGCGCAAAUCGAUUGGCUUUUUCAGUAUAUCGACAAGCAACUUACGUUAAGUCAAGAAAUUGCAUCAGCCCUACAAUCUAUCCAAGAAAGUCGGUCGACUACAAGGAAACAACUUGUUUCAAAAUUGGCAGUUGCUAGCGAAUACUAUCAAAUUAGUCAUGAUCCUUACGUCAUAACGAAACCAGCAUUUAUUACAAGACUAUCGAGAGGACAUGUUAGAGAAAAUCGUAGCUGGAAAAUUAUAACAAGGCUACGUCACAUAUUAACUUACCUACCAAUUGAUUGGUUAAGGGUUAUCGAUGAGAUGAGAAAUCAACAAGAUUCUCAUACCUUGCCUGAUCCGGGGAAUGCUUUUAUUUCCGUAUUCUCUAAUUGGAGAAACUGGGAAUUCUCAGAUAUUGCUAGGUCAUAUAUAUACAGAAACAUGUUUUCUGAAGGACAUUCGAAGAAGCAAGAGAAUUCGAUGGAGAAUUCUAUCAAGCUAAAACUAGCUUCUCUGUUUUUUACAGUAUACAGUACUGGUUAUGAAGUGGAACAUAAUUUUAUCUUAACGAGAACAAAUGUAGUAGUGGAAACCCUUCCUGCAAUUUCCGACUCUUCAAUAAUACAAGAAAAAAUAAUAAACGUGACAGGUAGCUUAGGUACUAUCAAAGGUAAAACAAGUCACAAACUAAUAAACUUGAAAAAACUUUUACCUGAGCUAUCAAUGAAGAAGAAUCUAAAGCCAUCAACACCGUUUCUGAGAUGCUUUAAGUUAAAUAUGUUGCUUUUGUUUGAAAGGAGCGAGCUACAGUUUGUUCUCGGCGCCUCAAAAGUAAUGUCGAGAGUUUUCGGUGGGAAGCUAAGUAUGCUAUGGGAAAGUCCAAAAGAUUUGGCAAGCAAGGCUAUUUCAAUGACGGUUUAUGCGCAGCGGUCAGAAAUGUGGAUGAAACAUCAUAAUAUCAUUUUAGCAGAAUCACAGAUGAGAGAGUUUUCAAUCAUUAUAACUGCUGAAUCAUGGUCCUAUAAACCUACCGUUCUGGUUAAUCUACAAUGUACUGAUAUUCACUUUCGAGCCAUGACAGCUACCGAUGUCCUUGCAAAAUCCGUCGGGGAAAUAAUUGAAAACAUUAAAGAGCUUGAAAAGUUGUUUUAUUCAGAUAGUGACUCUGGAAUUCAGCAAAUAUCUCAAUAUCCUGUCAUGGAACAAAAAAUUAAUAUGGUUUUGACCUGUUAUUUCACCAAUGUAAACCUAGAAAUUAUGCCCCUUUCUCCCUUUUCUUUCCGACAUAAUGCUAAACAGCUGGAUAUAUAUUUCAACCGGCUCGGUUCGAAUGAUUUAGUCCUUAGUGUUUGGGAUACCGAUCUUUUCUUAAUUUCACAUCUGACCAAAGAAGAAUAUUUUAGAUUUUCCUUUGGUAAUAUUCAAUUGAAAGGUAAUAUACUAGAAAACCCUAACUAUACUAUUAAUAUAGAUGUUUCUGCAUCAAUUGUUAAGUUGACCCUUGGCGACAUUAGGCGGUUAAUUCCCAGCUUCUUGCAGGAUGAAAAAAUUCUUAUCGAAAGUCUCGAGCAAUUCAGUUCGUUAAAACUCUUCCAAAGGAAGAAACCAGCUCCUUCUACAGAAAAAAGUGGAAGAACAGUCACUUGGUCGCUAGAGUCGAAUAUUAACUACUUUGGUCUACUGGUUCCAAUUUCUUCAACAUACUUUAUUCUGGAGCUACAUAUGCUGCUAAUGUCCCUAAAUAAAAUUCAAGGAAUCUCUUCAAAAUACAACGGCUUGUCAGGCCAAUUCUCGAUCGACAAUGUCUGCUUCCUGUUAAAAGAAAAAUCAUUACCUGCAGAUCUUUCUAAAAUACUAGAUUUUUCUAUCAAGGUUUCCACAUUACAAAAAUUGAAAGUAACCCCAAGAUCGUUUCAAAUAGAGAGUCCACAUUUUAGGGUUUGCUUAUCUCCAGGAUCAUUGGCUCACAUGCUUUGGCGUGGGAAUCAAGCACUUACAAAUAUUCGGUACUACAAAGAGCACACUUCAGUGGCUUGGGAAAAGGUCAUAAACUUUAAAAAUACUAAUAACUCAGCUGAAGUUCAAGCUGACUUUCCAUCCUUUCAUGUCUUAUCUUAUAAUUUCUGUGUUGGUUGGUUAUUUUCACCAGAGUUUGACAAUGAACCAGGGUUGAUUAUUGGGUAUAGCAGAUUAUUCUCAGCAUAUGAGAAGAAUUUUGGAAAACUUACUUUGAUCGAUGCCUAUUUUUCAGUAGCUAAUGGGAAAACUUCGGAUACCUUUUUCUCCAAGGGCCACGAAAAAGACAGAUAUAAUAGAAGCUAUCUUCCAAACAUGCAAAUCUCUUAUUGGUUAAAAAAUGAGGGCUUAUUAAGGGAUGUUUAUCUUAGAUUCCAUGGAGAAGCAUUGGAUGUCAAUUUCUUGGCCUCAUUCAUAGAUGUGAUUGAGUCGUCUCUGGAAUCGAUCCAAAAAUUCCAAGAAUUGAAAAGAGACUUAGUAGGGACUGCAAGCAAUAUUAAAGAGCAAACACAGUCCACUACUCAGGAACCUAUAGGUGAUAUUUCUCCUUUUUUUACCGGAAUAAGAUCAAUAAAUUGCCAAUUCCAAUACGAUGGUGGGGUUUUUAAGGUAUUUUCUUCCGCCGAGGCAAGUAAUCAUUUAAAGCCUUCAUUUGAGAUCAAAAGUCCGAAUGUAAUAAUAGAUAUGAAUUACAAAUAUAACGAGAAAAAGACGCAAACCCCAACUUGGAUAAGAACGUUAAUCACAAUCAAUUCUACUCAUAACACGUUGUUCGCGAAAUGUGCUCCACUUAUUGCAGAAUUCUCGGAGGGUAUCCAGAAAAUGGUCAAAAGGCAUAGUUCUGAUCGCGAACCAAGCGGGACCAAUAUAUCAAAACAAAACAUUGAUUAUAAACGUAUGCUCGACUCUUUCGAUGUAGCUGUAGAAGUAAUAUCAGCUAAACAAUUGCUGAGUCUUUGUUGUGAACCAAGAGCCAAAGUACAGGCUGACAUUGGGUUUCAAUCCUUUACAUUUACUGUUACAACAAAUGAUUAUGAUCCAGAAGAGCCGCUCAUAUUUGCACUGUCUGUUGAAAAGACCGAAGCAUCAAUCAAGCAUAUUUUCUCCAGAGAGGCAAGUACAUCAUUUGGGGUUGACUUUAUUGACUUAACAGUGAUGUUCACUCACCCGAACUCUAUUAACAUUCUUGGAACUGGUCUAAUUUCCGAUGUUCACGUUUUUUUCAAUGUUAAACAAUUACAAAAUCUUUAUUUAUUUUUAGAUAUUUGGAAACUAAGCAAUCUCUUAAACUCGAAACCAAUGAAUGAAGUUGUGAAAAGUAGAACUGAUCUUAAGUCAUUAUCAAGUGUACAAAGUAAGGACACAGACUCUACCAUUCCAUGGUGCUUUACUCUGAUUUUCAGCAACAUUAAUGGUGAUGUCGAUUUAGGACCUACAUUAGGAGUUCUUUCAUUGCACUUUAAGAGGACAUGGUUUGCGACGGACCAUUAUAAAAGUACUAGGAAGGUUUUACACGCAUAUACCAAGGGAAUAACAUUAACUUCGAAAGGACGACUAAGUGGGAUACUAGAAUUAGAUGGUGCGAGCUGGAUUUCUGAAGUAAAUUGGCCGAUAUAUGAAAACAUAAAUGAUUAUCCACUAGUUUCUAUUUCACUAAAUAUAGACCGCGUUGAAACAAAAGUGGCCUUUGAUUACCAUAUGUUUUUAGUUGGUGCCAUUAAUAACAUCGACGUUCACAUUCACAGUGAGAAGGACAUCAACGGAAUCAAACCUGAUCUAUUGAAAGUCAAUGUCAUAUGUGAGGCCAUUAAGUUAUGUUCGACUGCAUUGGUUGCAGCCAAUAUUCUCGAUAUUUAUAAUACAGUCAUGCGUCUUCGCCAAGAUAAUAAAAUAUCAUAUAUUGAAACACUUAAAGAAUCAAAUACGUCAGAACCUCGGCAGGCACUUGAUUAUAAGGACAUACUAAGAUCGUUAAAUCUGAUCCAGACGGAUGUCUCUGUCGACAUCUAUACGUUGAAUAUACAAAUAUCACCCAUAAGUUUAUUUGAUGCAGAAAUUUUAGUAGUCAAUAUAGAAAAUAUAUCUGCACGUUCGGAAACACAUGCAGGGAAUAAAUUAAAGACGGAAUUGGAAAUGCAAGUGUAUGACGCAUCCGUUGCCUUAUCAACCUCAAAAGAAGAAUUGGAUGAAGAUAUAAUUGCUACUAUUUCGGUUGAAGAUUACAUGCAUUAUGCCGGCAGGAUCUCUGGCGGAGUGAUUAUCGAAGCUCCCAGGCUUUUGAUUGCCAUGACAACAUACCAAAAGGAGAAGAGCGAUAUUUUAGAAUAUUUAUACACCUGCUCUUUUGGAGAUAAAAUUUCUGUCCGGUGGAAUCUUGGUCCCGUGAAUUUCAUUAAAGAGAUGUGGGCGACUCAUGUAAGGGCUAUGGCCGUUCGUAGAUCACAAAUCGAUGUAACCUUUGGCCCUGUGUCAGAAGAAGAUGUUGGAAAGCGGAUCAAGAAAGAAGAAGAGUUUUCAAGAUUUCAAUAUGUCCCAUUAGAGGAACCCCGUAUUGAUAUGCCACAGAUUAGAGACCUGGGAGACGCUACCCCACCUCUUGAGUGGUUUGGUCUUAAUCGGAAACGAUUUCCUGCUUUCACUCACCAAACUGCAGUCAUUCUAGUACAAAAAUUAGUCCAUACUGCAGAAAAAGAAUAUGGUAGCAUUUUAGGGCAUUCGCAAGCAAAGAACACAAAUUAA
Messenger RNA from Naumovozyma dairenensis CBS 421, 8880 nucleotides. It is a transcript of the gene CSF1, whose product is annotated as Csf1p. Lineage: Eukaryota; Fungi; Ascomycota; Saccharomycetes; Saccharomycetales; Saccharomycetaceae. The coding region runs from base 1 to 8880 and encodes 2959 amino acids. Gene Ontology annotation, biological process: fermentation. The transcript has a single exon. The record is from RefSeq and is a predicted model, not a curated record. Gene Ontology annotation, cellular component: membrane.